Messenger RNA from Chiloscyllium plagiosum (whitespotted bambooshark), 1696 nucleotides. The record is from RefSeq and is a predicted model, not a curated record. NCBI's taxonomy places the organism in Eukaryota, Metazoa, Chordata, Chondrichthyes, Orectolobiformes, Hemiscylliidae.
AUGAAAUAUGAUUCCACCUGCCAUCUAGCACAGGAAAUUGCUGAAAGUAUUCAUGAACGUAAUAGACAGAAGAGGACAGGAGGUAAUCAUUCAAAGCUGAAUGUGACAAUUCGGACAUCUCUACAGAGGCUCCAAGAGCAGAUUAGCCAGUUGAAAGAUUCUUUGUUGCGCAGUUUGUCAACACGCCAGAUUACACAAUUUGAAGCAGACAGACGUCAAAAUUUGAUGGAUGAUUUGUUAACGAGAGAGCGACAACUUCAGACUUCGUUCAAGAAUGAUGGCACAGAGCCUAACGUAAUGAGGUCUAGCCUUAUGAGUGGAGAUCAAGGUACAGGUCCUAUCAAUCCUUGGUUAAUGGAAGAGUCAGAGGAGACUAAGGACCUUGAUUUUCAUGAAAUCAAGCAUCAACAACAGAGGAUCAUACAAGAGCAAGAUGCUGGCUUGGAGGCUCUGGUCACAGUGAUAGCCAGACAAAAGCAGAUGGGUCAAGAUAUUGGAAAUGAACUAGAUGAACAAAAUGAGAUCAUUGAUGACCUGACGCACUUAGUGGAUAAAACUGAUUCCAGAAUUCAACGUGAAACAAGACAAGUCAAACUGGUUGAUAAGAAGUCAGCCUCUUGUGGAAUGCUGGUGGUUAUUGUGUUGUUGCUGAUUGCCAUUGUUGUCGUUGCUGUCUGGCCAACAAGCUAAUGAAGGAAUACUGGCAUCAAACUGACUGGUGAAUAUGGAUUGGAUGCUGAAACUGAAAACUGAGCAACUUGUUCUUCAUGAAUUCCUGGGAUAACAUUUGGGAUAAGAAUCCCUAAACAAGCAAUAGAAUGUUUAAAUGUGUUUAUGAUAUUAUUGUCUUGCUAUUUGAGGUUCAUGAAAAAAUGGAUUGAUCAAGAUCAAAAGAAAACUCACACAGUAGAAUUCCCUUCCUGAUUUAAUUUCUGACUUAAAUUCAGAGAUGCGGGUUGAACUCUUAAGUCACUAGGAUAAUGCAGCAGCUAAGGCCUGUAAUUAAUAUACAGUUUUGAGCAUUUGCCUCUCAAAAGUUCUUCAGUCUGCACGUACAUAUAUUUUUUUCUUUACAAAGAUUGAGGGAUGCUCCAAAUGUAAGUAGUUUUUUCUUUGUUUCCCUUAUUGAAACAGAAUCAUUGUAUACAAGUUGAAUGCAGAUAAAUGCUUAAAUUAAAUAUAUUUUAGACUUGUUCUAAAUAAUUAACCAAUGGCAUGCUUAAAACUAUUCUAACUUGUUUUAUUAAUUUGUCUUUCCCUUCAUUUUGCUCUGUUUCUGAUUAUAAUUUUAUUCUUGUUUAAAGGAGGUGGACAUGAUCAUUUUAAAUCCUCAAGCAAUCUUGUUAAAUAAGGCAGUUUCUAUUGGCUCACGCUAUUACUGUGCUUUCCCAGGGAAAAAGCUUUUCUCAUUGCUUGUGGGGUCACUGAAGGGGCUCUCAGUAGGGCACAGGGAGUGUGUGCUGUCUCACUGCCUGUAAACAGUGUUGCUGUUCACACGCCUUCAUGAAAUUGAAACUUAGAACAAAUUGUUUUCAGUGGGGAAAUUCCAAUCCAACAGAACAUUAAUUACAAAUGAUUUUCUUAUAAUUUACUAACUUUAUUGUCUUCACUUACAUUAUGCAUUCAGUUUUUAUAAACAUUUGUUCAAAGUAUUUGCAAUAUUGGUCUAUGAAUAAAUAUUUUUCAACUCUGUUUA